Molecule: messenger RNA, 2418 nt
Organism: Aspergillus versicolor CBS 583.65
Lineage: Eukaryota; Fungi; Ascomycota; Eurotiomycetes; Eurotiales; Aspergillaceae
Product: ankyrin repeat domain-containing protein
Exons: 2
Coding region: 22-2037 (671 amino acids)
Molecular function (GO): protein binding
Source: RefSeq, a predicted model, not a curated record
ACUUCACCCAGCCUUUACACAAUGCGCGGUAAAUGUAGAUUUUGGACAAGCGAGAAUUGCGAGGCACUUUACCCCGAAUCGCUUCCCUGCCUCGCAUGGCUCAACGCCUGGAUUCAAACGUCAAAAUUUCACGCGAAGCUCCUAACCCCUCAGUUGUACGACCGUUGCUUGCGCUUUUCUCCAAAGAGUAAAACGGAGGAGGCGAGGGCAAAGCCAUGGCAGGAGGGCAGCUGGUUUACCCCGGUAGUAAGGCCUUGUCCCUUUAACGAUAGAUUGCACCAAGCUGCGGGACACUGGAAAUCAGAUAUCCUAGUCAGCUAUCUACUAAGUAGGGUACACCAGGGGCUUUGGCCCCUGGGUGAGACCGAGGAGAUAUGCUUGUUAACUCUCAUGGUGAAGGCCGGGAAUGUCGCCAUGCUGGAGACAUUGAUUGAGUUGGGGGACCUUCGAGGCAGAUUACCGGAGCUCGGCCAUCUUGAGACAGUGACACCACUCUACGUGGCGAUCUUGAGGGAUGAUCUAGCCGCCAUGCGGGUUCUUCUGGAUGCGGGCGCGGAUGUCAAGCAUACGAACGUGUAUGGCCAGUUGCCGCUUCAUGUUGCCGCGGAGAACGGCAAGUCAAUAGAGUUCGUGGACCUGCUUAUACAGGCGGGGGCGGAUAUCUGGGCCACAUCAAACAACUGGAGACGGGCAUACCCAGUAGAAAGUGCGCUAUAUGCAUUCAAUAAGCACCCGGAUGUCGCCCGACGGCUUCUAGGCGCAAUGCUUGAGACCGAAGACCGGGCAGCAGACCCAGACUGGAAAGACCAGGUAUUGCAUACUGCCGUCUUGUACAACCAGUGCGGUUCUGCCGACAUCGUCCAGACUCUGCUUGAUAACGGCGCAGAUGUAUUCUCUCGGUCCGCACAUGGCAAAACACCCAUCGAGUUGCUUCCUUCAAGUGACAGACACUCCUUGUGUUUGGACCUCAGCUGCUGGGCACACAAUGAACCGCGUAAUAUCGCAACCAUUCUGUUCCAGACCGACCCUCACCUGUGGCCAUUGGAACACAUUAAUCGGCAGCUAUGGGAAUGCCUGCGGGGCGUUGACUGCGUCGAACCGGGCCAAAUCGUGCUGUUCCGCCUUCUUAUUCAGAGCGGGGAGUCCGCUCUGGAUGUCGUUGGCCCUGAAGGGUUCAAGGCACUGCACUACCUGUGCCACUCGGCCUUGCUCUCUCAUCCAUACAGUCAAUUCCAAACACACGAACCUGUUAGCAUCUUUCGAAUGGUGUCCAUCCUAUUGGAUAACGGAGCCAGUGUCGUGACGCGCAGCGACAGCGGGCAAAGCCCCCUUUACUUCGCAGCCCAGUUUCCAUGCCCCUACUUGCUCACACUGUUCCUAGAGAAAAGACCCAACUGCCUCAUUGAGGAUAACGCUUUGCAUCCCAAGAGGAACAGCCAUCCCUACCAAACCGUGCCGCUCUUCGCUGCCGUUCGAAUGGGUGACCUAGAACGAGUUAAGAUACUCCUGGAUCACGGCGCCGAUAUCUCCAUUAGUGAUGAAUACGGCUCCAACGCCCUAUGCUACGCUCUAUCCAUGCGGCCGAUAUGCAAAAGUAUCAUCGAGGUCCUAAUUGAAGCUAUACUUGCCGUACCCGAGCACCGUCGAACAUGGGGAAUUUCCCUGAACUGUGCUAUCGAGACCAGAAACCGUGAAGCAAUCGAUAUGCUCCUUGAGGCCAGAGCUUCCCCAUCGAAUAAUAGUAUUGGAUGGACGGCCUUACGAUACGCCGCGAUAAGCCGUGAUGCAAAGACCCUCGGAAUCCUGAUUCAACGCUGGGGCCGAACUCUCGUGCUGUCCGAUGAUUGCAGGAGCGGAGUUUUGGUUUGUACUGUGCUGCGCGGGGGAAGGUCUAAUUCAAGGUCUUUUACGAGAGACCCGGAGCUCCUCAAGAUAGCGAAGAGUGUGGUUGAUUAUGGGGCUGUGGUUCAUCAACACUGUUGUGCCUGUGUGUCUUGGAAAGAGGAAUUUGGCAUUGAAUGUGAUAUGGUUCGAUAGCGGAAACCACCACCUGUGGGGUAUUCAGGGUUCAUAGCGUGUGAUUCGGCUGCAUCAAUGUCAAUUUUUCGAGAUCAAAUCGCAGUAUCUGCAAUAAUACUUGCCAACUGAUAGAUACCAGCGAAAUUAGGGCUCGGCUUAGACGGUUGAUAUCAGCCAUCCAUAAUCGACUGAACUGCUAUUUCAGACCCCAAUCAAACAAAUAACAACAACACAUCGUUUCAAAUAUAAUGCAGGCAGGAGUACAAGUUUGAUAUUGUUGUGGAAGGAGCGAAGGGCCGUAAGAUCAUCCUGCCUUAUUAGAAUUCUGUGAAGAGCAACCAUCUGUGACCAGCAGUUUACUUCUCAUUUCUAUGGCGGCCCCUGAGACUUUAAGCUCCG